Molecule: messenger RNA, 964 nt
Organism: Chenopodium quinoa (quinoa)
Lineage: Eukaryota; Viridiplantae; Streptophyta; Magnoliopsida; Caryophyllales; Amaranthaceae
Exons: 6
Coding region: 221-847 (208 amino acids)
Source: RefSeq, a predicted model, not a curated record
AAGAAGAAGUUCAACCAAAAGUGCAAAGCAAUCCAGUAAAGAAUAGUCUUGGCCAAAAAAAACCCAAAGAUGAUGCAAGAAUAACAACAUUAAAGGACAAGAUGCAAGAAAUACAUUUAGACAUAGAGAGAAACCCAAAGAAGUACAAAGAAUCGACAAUCAGAAUUAUGAGAAAUCUCAAAAGAAUGGAAAAGGCAAGCAAGGAAAUCAAGAAAGGUAAAUGAUCAUAUUUAUUGAAUAUUUUUGUUUAAUAGUCAUAAAUAUCAAUUUUAACAAUACUAUUACUUUUGAAGGUGAAGCAAAAAAGAAAGAAAAAGGGCUAGUAGAAGAGAAAACUGUGGAAAAAGAAGGACAAGAAGGAAAAAAAGGGACUGAAAAAGAGAAAAGCCCUAAAGACAAAACUGUGGAAGAUGUCUUUCCAAAGACAACAAAUGUAGAAGAAGGACAAGAGGGAAAAAAAGAGCCUGAAAAGGAGAAAAUCCCUAAAGAGAAAACAGUGGAAGAUGAGUCUACAAAGACAACAGAUCCGAAAGCACAAAUUGCACCUGAUUUUGUUCAAAUUGAGGAUGAAACUCAUCUUCUAGAUCAAGAUGAUGAUAAAGUUUCCACAAAACUUAGUGAGGAGACAGCUCCAUCAUCACAAAAAAGUGAUCAGUCAACCAAAAUGAAAACAAGAUACAAAAUGGUUGCAAGGAAAAACAAAAACAAAAGCCCUGUUGUUGUGCCAAGUGGUAGAAUUACAAGGAGCCAAGGUAAUCAUAAUACUUUUCUGUUUCACAAUAAAUAUUACACUUUCAAAUAUACUAACAUAAAUUUUUUUAAAAACAAUAGAUGUUCUGUCAGAUGAAUCUGAAAAGGGAAGCCUGAAGAAGGAUGUUGAACCUGCUAAAGAAACCGCAAAAAUAGGACAGAAGAGAAGAAUGUCUACAAGGACUUCUCCUAUUCAAAAGGAAGUUGAUGCACC